Molecule: messenger RNA, 657 nt
Organism: Cantharellus anzutake
Lineage: Eukaryota; Fungi; Basidiomycota; Agaricomycetes; Cantharellales; Hydnaceae
Product: chalcone-flavanone isomerase-domain-containing protein
Exons: 4
Molecular function (GO): intramolecular lyase activity
Source: RefSeq, a predicted model, not a curated record
ACGUUAGUUGAGCCUGAAACUUGUGUCCGGUUUCCCAGCACAAUACAACCACCCUCUUGUCCACCCUUGACCCUUGUUGGGCUAGGGGUUCGAGUAGUAUCAUUUUUGAAGUUAAAAGUAUACGCUGUUGGCUUCUAUGCGGAACCCGCUUUGCUUCAGACGACUGAAGACGCGCCUUUCGAAGAAAAAAUCGAGCGUAUCAUCCAGACUUCGGCUUGCGCCAUUCGGAUCGUGCCCGUGCGCUCGACAUCGUACACGCAUCUCCGAGAUGCUUUCAUACGAGCUCUCCGUUUGCGAAUCGCAUUGGAAGAGUCGCUGCAGAGGUUGAAGGGGAUCUUUCCAAUUUCAUCAUUUGAGAAGAAUUCGUCUCUUCUCGUCUAUUCGGUUCCUGAAGUGCAUGGGGGUUUGAAGGAACGUACACUGAUCUUCGACGGAUUGGGGGAAAUUCAAAGCGCCUGGAUGGCGGCGAAUUUCUUUUAUACAUAUUUUACUGGGAAAGGCGUUAGUCCAGCAGUAAGUCAGAUGACUCCAUCACACAUCGAGAAGAUUCUGAAGAAGUGGACAUAUGUAGUUGCUGAAAAGCGUCAAAGAGUCCCUGAUCUCCAAAAAAAUCUGAAUGGCGGAGUUAUUAUAAUUAGACGGAAAUUGGUGGGUUAA